This is a messenger RNA of Pochonia chlamydosporia 170, 1065 nucleotides long. RefSeq names its product 1-aminocyclopropane-1-carboxylate deaminase. Gene Ontology annotation, molecular function: D-cysteine desulfhydrase activity. The transcript has 2 exons. The record is from RefSeq and is a predicted model, not a curated record. Bases 1 to 1065 code for a protein of 354 amino acids. NCBI's taxonomy places the organism in Eukaryota, Fungi, Ascomycota, Sordariomycetes, Hypocreales, Clavicipitaceae.
AUGGUCACGCUCCCAGAACCAUUUGCUUCUAUCCCGAGACUACCUCUGACUUUCUCUACGCCGCCUGUGAUCGAGCCCCUGGAUAGAUUAUCAUCUCACCUCGGUCGGAAUGCGAAGUCUCCAGUCCGCCUAUAUGUCUGUCGCGAGGACAUGAACAGCGGUCUUGGGGGAGGUGGUGGCAACAAGCUGCGCAAGUUGGAAUAUGUGCUUGCUGAUGCGGUUUCUCAAUCGCCACGGCCAGAAUACCUCGUCACAGAGGGCGGGAUCCAGAGCAAUCAUGUCCGCCAAGUUGCCGCAGCAGGAGCAAAGUUGGGCUUCAAAUCUGUCCUAAUCGUUGCCGACAGAGUCCCAGAGAGGACAGCCAGCGCAAACUCCAUCAUUAGCAAUAAUUACAAGGAGCAGGGGAAUGUGCAGCUUACUGAUCUCAUGUCUGCAACAAGAGAGAUCGAACCAGGGACUACUGCGAAGGAACUUUUAAAUACCAGUCAAGCAUAUUGGAUACCGUCCGGGGCCUCGAUACAUCCGCUUGGUGGAUUGGGCUACGCAAGAUGGGCUUUUGAGCUUAUGCAGAAAGAAGAAGAAAUGGGCGUGUUCUUCGAUUCUAUCGUUGUCCCCUCCAUGUCUGGAAGCACAAUCGGUGGUAUGGCGGUGGGCUUCGCACUAGCAGAGCAAAUUCAAAAGCAAAAGGGGGAGACACCUCGCCGACGAAGAUUGAUAGGUGUGGCAGCGGGCCCGAAAUCCAAGGAGAGCUUCGUGGAACUCGUUUCGGGCAUCAUAAAGACAGCCGGCACCAAGAUUGGGCUUGAAGACCAGAGUCCAGCUGAUGAGAGAUUCGAGGUUGACCUCAGGUGGCAUGGCGGCGGGUAUGGAAAGUUAGAUGAUAGGACCAAAGAGCGCAUCAAGCUUGCGGCGAGUACUGAGGGAUUGAUUACUGAUGCUGUGUACUCUGGGAAGGCUUUGACGGGAGUUUGCGAAAUGGUAGAAGCAGGGGAGCUCGAGGGGAAUGUUUUGUUUGUACACACGGGAGGCGUACUUUCUCUGAGUGCGUAUCCUGACUUGCGAUGA